AUGUCUGAUGAAAAUAAAGAAUUAUCUGAAUCUGAAGAGGAUUUAAAUGAUAGUGACGUUUUUCCAGUAGAUGAAAAGAAUCAUGAUAAUCAAUGGAUUAAUGAAUUGCAAUUAGCACUUGAACGUGGAUGUGAUUUAGGUACAAUAAGAAAUAUUGGAAAAUGUCGUCCACUAACGGAUGAUUUACGUUUAGCUGUGUGGAAAAUUUGUCUCAAUAUCAAUGAUGUUAAUGAAUAUGCUUAUAGUGAUAGUGAUGUAUUUGAUCUACCUGAACAAAGUAUAAUACGUGAAGAUGUUUUACGUUUAGUGCGUGCAUCAGAUAUAAAUCAAGAUAUUGCAACCGCAAAAAUGAGUGAUAUCGAAGCAGUUAUUACUUUUUAUUGUAAAAAAUAUAAUGAAAGUUAUGAAAAAGGAAAUGGAUGGAUUGAUAUAUUAAAACCAUUGAUUACACUACAAUAUAAAGAUCGUGCCGAACUCUAUGCAUUAUUUGCAAGCAUUCGUAAUCGUUACAUUCCUCGUUAUUGUGAAGCUGAUGGAAUGUCUUAUCAUUUAUUCCGAUUAUUAUUACUUUACCAUGACCCAGAAUUAUGUAGUUUCUUUGACACGAGAAAAAUCUCACCAGAUCUAUAUGCACAUGUUUGGAUUCGAAGUCUAUAUGCUGGAUCAUGUUCAUCAAGUGUUUUACUUGCUCUCUGGGAUCAUUAUUUUCAACAUGCAGAUCAAUUUUUUGCUUUUUUUCUUGCACUUGUAUUACUUAUGUUUGCUAAGGAACAAGUAUUUGAAAUGGCUAAUAAAGAAAAAAAUGAAAUUAUCGAAUUUCUCUCAAAAGCUCCAUCAAAUUUAACUAAUGAUGAUCUGGAAGAUUUUUGUUCCUUAGCUAAUCAUUAUGCUUCCACUACACCUCAAUCAUUUCGAAAAGAAUUUUAUUCAUGUUUAUUUGAUGAAAUCGAUCAAUCUAUAUCUCAAAAAGCUUGUUCUAUUUAUCAAGCAUUAUGUUUACCAGUUUCCGUAAAAGAAUUACUUCAAGCAAAUCAAUUGGGCGGAACAGCUGGUGUCAGAUAUUUUAUUGUCGAUUGUCGUCCAGCAGAACAAUAUAAUUCGCGACAUCUUUAUACAGCAUUUCAUCUUGAUGCAAAUCUUUUACUUGAAGAUCCGAAAGAAUUUGCUGGAACUGUUGAUGCACUUAUUGCUACACAAAAACAAUCGAUUGAAACUGGAUCAACAGCAGGAGGUGAACAUUUAUGUUUUAUGGGUUCUGGCAAUGAAGAAGCAGAUAAAUAUGUUCGUAUGGUUGUUGCUCAUUUCCUUCAACGAAAUACUAAAUAUAUUAGUCUUGCUUCUGGUGGUUAUAAAGCUCUUAAAGACGCUGUUGAAGAUCCAUCAAUGAUAACUAGAGGCAAAAAAAAUAAAACUCCAACAACACCUCCACCACCAACUACAGCAGUACAAGAUGCGUUCGCUCUUGGAUCAGCAAUUAAACAAAAUAUUGCAGAAAAACUUCCUACUAUUAAUACUCAAACUGCUUCAUUUAUCAAUAUGAUUUCAAGUGCUGUUAAAACUAAAUCUGUAGAAGUCAAAGAUAAAGUUAAAGAUUAUAUAGUUCAUACAUCAGGAAAUGACUCGGCUAAUCCAGCCCCUAAACACGUAAAUAAACAAGAUAAAGUCGAUAAACUAUAUAGACAAACAAAUGCAUCAUCAGUUUUUUCACUUGAUAGUGAUAAUGAGGACGAAUCAACAUCAUCAUCAAAACCAAAAGAUGCACAUGAACUUGUUGAUAUGGAAUCAUAUUUUCUCCGUAGUGAUAUGUUAUAUAAAUAUGAAUGUGAACAUAUCGAUGAACAGAAUCGACGUCAUCCAAGUCUUCUGUUGGUAUCGGCAACAGAUUUGUAUAUCUUACGAAGAUUACCUGAACAAAAAACAAUGGCAAAUCUUGUCUCACGUCAUCCAUUACAAACAGUAACAAAAAUAACCAGCAAAAAAACUUUUCCUGAAAUAAUUACAUUUCGUUAUUCAACACCUGAAGAUGAAGAAGAGGAAGAAGAACAACAGCAACUACAACAAAAAGGCAAGUCAAAAACAAAAGUGAAACCAAGAACAAAAACUUCAAUUGAUUGUGACAAAGUCUAUCUACCUGAUGCUGGUGAUGCAACCAAAAAUAUAAAAUUAUUAAUUAUGAAAUUACUAAAUAUGUUCGAUAAUAUCGAUCAACCUGUAUCAACUUAA
This is a messenger RNA of Adineta steineri, 2223 nucleotides long. NCBI's taxonomy places the organism in Eukaryota, Metazoa, Rotifera, Eurotatoria, Adinetida, Adinetidae. The record is from the annotation of a GenBank genome assembly.